Molecule: messenger RNA, 2944 nt
Organism: Merops nubicus (carmine bee-eater)
Lineage: Eukaryota; Metazoa; Chordata; Aves; Coraciiformes; Meropidae
Product: macrophage mannose receptor 1-like
Exons: 21
Biological process (GO): receptor-mediated endocytosis
Cellular component (GO): plasma membrane
Molecular function (GO): signaling receptor activity
Source: RefSeq, a predicted model, not a curated record
UUCAGUUUAACCUAUGCUUUAAAACUACCAGAUACUAGUAUCUUCUUAAUAUAUAAUGAAGAUCACAAGCGCUGUGUACUGGCUCAAAGUUCUAAUUCAGUGACCACUGCUCCGUGUGUUCAAGAAAAUGAGUCACAAAAAUUCAGGUGGGUCUCAGAUCACCAGCUUAUGAGCAUAGCGUUCAAAUUGUGCUUGGGAGUGCCUUCGAAGAAAGACUGGGUUCCCAUCACUCUGUAUCCUUGUGACAAAGCUAGCGAACUUCAGCGGUGGGAAUGCAGAAACGAGACUCUCUUUGCAAUCCAAGGGGAAGAUCUGUUUUUCAACUAUGGAAACAGACAGGAAAGGAAUAUUAUGCUGUACAAGGGAUCUGGUUUAUGGAGUAGGUGGAAAGUCUAUGGAACAACAGACGAUCUGUGCUCUCGAGGCUAUGAAGAUAUCUACACUGUGAAAGGAAAUGCCAAUGGAGCACCUUGUGUAUUCCCUUUUAAGUUUGGUGGUAAAUGGUAUGCUGAAUGCACAGAUGCUGGCAGAUCGGAUGGGUGGUUCUGGUGUGGAACCACUUCAGACUUUGAUGUUGACAAGAUAUAUGGAUUUUGUCCAUUGAAAUUUAACGGUAUUGAUUUGUUGUGGAAUACAGAUCCUUUAACAAAUGUCCAAUACCAGAUAAACUCUGAGGCAGCUCUGAAAUGGCACCAGGCAAGAAAAAGCUGUCAGCAACAGAAGGCAGAGUUAUUAAGCAUCACGGAGUUGCAUGAACAAACAUACCUGGCAGGUUUGACUGGCAGACUGAGUUCUGCUCUCUGGCUUGGUCUUAACAGUUUGAAUUUCAACAGCGGAUGGCAAUGGGUUGGUGGUGCUCCAUUUCGAUACUUAAACUGGGCUCCAGGACAUCCUUCUCCAGAACCUGGAAAGAUCUGUGCAGCACUGAAUCCUGGCAAAGGUGCUAAGUGGGAGAAUAGGGAAUGCAACCAGAAACUUGGCUAUAUUUGUAAACGAGGCAAUGCCACUUUAGAAUCUUUCAUUAUUCCUACAGAGACUAAUGUGCCUGUUAGAUGUCCUGAUCAAUGGAUGUCAUAUGCUGGUCACUGUUACAUAAUUCACAGGGACCCCAAAAUAUGGAAAGAUGCCUUAACAUCUUGCAGGAAGGAGGAUGGGGAUCUGGCAAGCAUUCAUAAUGUUGAAGAGCACAGCUUUGUUAUUUCUCAGCUUGGGUACCAGCCAGCUGAUGAGCUGUGGAUUGGGUUGAAUGACCUCAAGGUUCAGAUGUAUUUUGAAUGGAGUGAUGGAACACCUGUCACCUACACCAAGUGGCUUCGUGGAGAACCCACCCAUGCAAACAACAGGCAAGAGGACUGUGUUGUUAUGAAGGGAAAGGAUGGACUUUGGGCAGACCAUUCUUGUGAAAAGAGAAUUGGCUACAUAUGUAAAAGGAAACCCAUGUCAGAAGCUCCUACAGAAGAGGAAACUAUUGACAUGGGCUGCCAGAGAGGUUGGAAAAGACAUGGGUUUUAUUGUUACUUCAUUGGAAAUACAUUUGUAUCAUUUUCUCACGCAAAUCAAACCUGUGGAAAGCAUCAAUCAUUUUUAGCAACCAUUGGAGACAGAUAUGAACAAGCCUAUCUGACUAGCCUGGUUGGGCUGAGAACAGAAAGAUACUUUUGGAUUGGACUUUCAGAUACAGAAGAAAAGGGAACGUUCAAGUGGGCUAAUGGUGAAUCUGUCUUAUUUACACACUGGAAUUCUGAAAUGCCUGGAAGAAAGCCAGGCUGUGUUGCCAUGAGGACUGGAAUUACGGGUGGAUUAUGGGAUGUAAUAAAAUGUGAAGAAAAGGCCAAGUUCCUGUGCAAAGUGUGGGCAGAGGGAGUGACACUUCCACCUGUCCCUACAACAACUCCUCUUCCCCAGUGUCCAGAAGGCUGGGACUCAAACAGUCGUAUUAGCUUCUGUUUCAAACCUUUUGCAAGAGGAGAGCAGAAGAAAACAUGGCUUGAAUCUCAAGAGUUUUGUCGAGCUGUAGGAGGAGACCUGGCCUCCAUUAAUGGUAAAGAAGAACAAUAUGUGAUAUGGCAUUCUAUUGCGAAAAAUGGCUAUUACAACCAGCGUUUCUGGAUGGGCUUAUAUUACUUGAAUCCUGAUGAUGGUUUUGUUUGGAGUGAUGGAUCUCCAGUGAGGUAUGAGAACUGGGGCUUUGGAGAACCCAAUAAUUAUCAAGGAAUUGAACUUUGUGCAGAGAUCAGUGGUGAUUCCAGCAUGCUUUGGAAUGAUAGGCACUGUGAUUAUCUAUAUGGAUGGAUUUGCCAGAUAAGAAAAGGGGCAAGUGUAAAGCCUGAACCAACAGCAUCUCCUGUACCCAAAUACAAGACUACUGAGGAUGGAUGGAUUAUACAUGAAGACAAACAGUAUUAUGUCAGCACAGAGAGUGUUCCUAUGGAAAAAGCUCGAGAGUUCUGUAAAAGGAACUUUGGAGAUCUUGCUGUCAUUGACGGUGAAAGUGAAAGAAAGUUCCUCUGGCGAUACAUCUUGAAAAAUGGCAAAGAGGAGUCAUACUUCAUUGGUUUACAACUGAGUGUUGACCAACGGACAAGUUGGAUGGAUGGCACUCCAGUGAAUUAUUUGGCAUGGGCACCACAUGAACCUAAUUUUGCAAAUAAUGAUGAAAACUGUGUAGUUAUGUAUAAGAAUUUAGGAUUUUGGAAUGAUAUCAACUGUGGUUAUCCAAAUCCCUACAUAUGUGAAAGGCACAACAGUUCCAUUAAUUCAACUCUUUCUCCAACAACACUUUCAACUCCAAGAGGAUGUAAUCCAACUUGGCUUUCCUUUCAUAAUAAGUGUUACAAAGUAUUUGGAUCUACAGAAGAUGAACGUGUCACUUGGCGGGCUGCACGAACGGCUUGCAUGAAUUUGGGAGGAAACCUGGCCGCUAUCCCUAAUGAACAAGUGCAAG